AUUAAUGCGAAGACAAAUACAAUAUCUUCUCAUUAAUAGUUAUCGAAAUAACGACGGAAAAAUCAUGAUCCAAUCCAACCACACAUUCUACACUUAUAAACACUCAACUAAAUCUUUAUCCAAAAACACAAACCGGUCAAAAUCAAGACAUCUUAGUACGUGUGUGUGUGCGCACAUAUUAUUAUAUAUAUGCUUGUUUUUGACUCCAUAUGAAGAUAGAAUUCAAUUCAAAAAUGAUAACUGUUUCUUUUUCUCUCUUUCUUUCUCCACUAUUUUAGAAAAAGAAACCGACACUAGUAAAGAUUUGCAGAGAGGGUGGUGAACCUACUCAGUUUCAAUUUUGCCACCACAAGUAAUUUUCAGUCUAAACGUCUCUUAUAUGUUUCAAUCCAAAAUCAUCAUCAUCAUAGAGCCGUAAACCUCAUAUAUUAGACUUUAGUUAUAUGAUUUUGUUUCUUAAUUUGAUGAGAUUUUGUUACAUAAUAACAAAACAGAGUUAUUAAGGUUGUUACAUGUGAUUGAUAUAACGGUGGCGGACCAAAGAGAUUUAGGAAAGUUUGUGAGGUUGAAGGAGGAACAUGGUGGUGAUAAGGAAGAAGGAGAAGAAAAAGAAGAAGCUUCUAGGAUACAUGGAUUGAACAAACAGAAGUAUGAAGAGGUGGCAAUGUCUUGUCCACCGACUAGUACAACUCAUGGGCUGGGCCAGGCCCAAAAUGAGUGGGUCCAGCAGCAAGGAAGUGGUUAUUUUCCUAUGAUGAUGUCAGGUUUUGUUCCUGUCUCUUCUAGUUCUAAUUCUCCUCGUAUGUAUUCUUCUAGUUCAUCAUCAUCAUGGGUUGGACACAAAAGAGGGCGUGAAGAAAAUGAUUCAGUUGGUGUUGGUGUUGGUGUUGGUGCUUCUUCUUCUCAUCAAGAUAUGAAUACAAUUCAUAGAAAUAUUGCUGAUUUUAGAUUACCUACUUCACAGGGAAACUCAUCAUCAUCAGCAACAGAAGCAACUACACCUACAAGUACAAGCACUGCAACACAAUCGGCGGCAACAAAUGAAGAAGAAACCGGAGAGAAAAGACGAAGAUACAGAGGAGUAAGACAGAGACCAUGGGGAAAAUGGGCAGCAGAAAUUCGCGAUCCACACAAAGCAGCAAGAGUAUGGCUUGGAACAUUCGACACAGCAGAAGCGGCAGCAAGAGCUUACGAUGAAGCUGCAUUAAGAUUCAGAGGAAACAGAGCAAAACUCAACUUCCCUGAAAAUGUUACAUCAACAAGACCAAAUUUUCCGGCAAAUACUUCAACCGUAUCUAAUUUUCCGACAACCCUUUAUUCUCCAGCACCACCACAACAGCCACAGCAAAUGCAGAUACAAACACAACAACCUUUUGUUCAAUUUCAAGGAACUUCUGAUUUGUUAAGAGACUAUUAUCAAUAUUCACAGAUUCUAAAAGGUUCAGGUGAUUUUCAAGGACUUGAGCAAUGGUUUUAUGAAUCACAAAUGCCAUCGAUACAUUCGUCUUCUUCAUUGUUAUCGCCUAUGCCAUCGCUUUCUUUGUCUUCUUCAUCAUCUCCAACUCCAUUUUCACCUUCAAGUCAACUAGCCUCUGUUUCACUUCCCCUGUUUCCUGGUCAGCAAAUGGAGUUUUUCCGGCCACCGGAAGAUCAAUCUCACAGCGGAGGAUAUGGUGGUGGCCCUGGUGGGUCCCAUUUUCCACCUUCAUGGUCAGAUACUGGUGGCUAUCAUCAUCCUCCUCCUCCUCCACCACCUUCUUCUGGUUGAUAAUAUUAUGGAAUAUUCAAUAUACAUAACUUUAUUUUUCAUAUUUUAAUUUUUUUAAUACUAUUUUUUAUUUCUUUUAACAUAGUUGCAAACAAUUCCACAAAAACAAGGUCUCUUUAUUUUAUUUUAUUUAUUUCCUUUUUGAUUGAGUUCAUUGAAUUCAUUAUGUAGGUUUGGUUAUUUGUUUAUGCUAUUGGGAUUAAAAUAAUUGAAGAUUGAGUGAUGAUAAAAUGUAGUAGAAUUUAGGGGUAGAACUAAGUUAGGUAACCUAUUUUGUGGUCUAAGGUCUAAAUCACAUUAGGUUUGGGACAAGUUAGGAUUAUUAGCUCAAUAAAUUUAAUCAAAGUUUAGGACUUCUUGGUCCCUUGUUUGUAUAAAAAAAAACAAUCCAAAUUUUUUAAAGUCUUUUUUAAAAUUAAAA
This is a messenger RNA of Trifolium pratense (red clover), 2189 nucleotides long. Its product is annotated as ethylene-responsive transcription factor ERF110-like. Gene Ontology annotation, biological process: ethylene-activated signaling pathway; regulation of DNA-templated transcription. Gene Ontology annotation, molecular function: DNA-binding transcription factor activity; DNA binding. The record is from RefSeq and is a predicted model, not a curated record. Bases 665 to 1768 code for a protein of 367 amino acids. The transcript is spliced from 2 exons. Lineage: Eukaryota; Viridiplantae; Streptophyta; Magnoliopsida; Fabales; Fabaceae.